CUUAAAAGGUCGGCGAGAGAGCAGCAGCGGUAGAAAAGUGCGCAUUAGUCAAUCAGGUACCGAGGUGUUCAGUGCUGGAACACCUGCUGCACAACAAGGACGUGACGAUCCUAUCGUCCAGAGAUUCGACGACUUCACUCUCGAGGAGCACUGCAUCGACCGAAUCGAAGUCACCUUCUUGGAAGAAACCAAAGUCCUUUCCGGUGCCACGCUUACAGCCGUUUGGUUUCUUUCAGAUUUGCGUGGAUACGAGGUGCAGGAUGAUUCGGUUGGAGGCAUCCCAAAUACGCCGAAUCUCGUACGUCAACAACUAGGACGCGAAAAUGCUCGUGUGCUGAAAUUACAGAGGUUUGGGAGUUACCAAGAGCUUUUUUUGUUUCGAAAGUUGCAGCUGCGGGUCUUCUUCUCGAGAAAGGAGGACGGGGGGACCUUUGGGGAACAAGGAGGGUUAUGGCAUUGGACUGAAUCUGAUUAUGCGCAAGUGCGCGUGUUCAUUAUUGGGAAUUUUUAGGCUUCAUCUGUACUACACAGGUCUAGCAUGACCUUGUCGACGGAGCUGUUGUAUAUCGAUCGCAUUGCACGUCUACUAAAAGCUCUCUUUCAUAAUUCGUCCCCGUCCCGCAGCCGCAGCACGCCCUCAAAGAGUGUCUUUUGCACUUUCCUGAGCUAGCACGCGCUCGUGGGCCUUUCUCGCACAGUGUGUCUUUGUUGCCGGCUUCGCGGUAUCGGGAUCUUGUUGAUGCUGAACAAGGCUUCUGUAAACAGAAACUGGCAGUCCACGAGCUCUUCGAUGUCAAGAAAAACAGUAAGGAGCGUGCAGAGCGUGCGGCUUUGCGUGCUUUGCUAAAGCACGGAAGCAAAGAGGCAUCGAGAAGUAGCAAGGAAAAAGCUUUACUGGGAAGUGUUAUGACAAAGAGAUAACAACUUCUCUUUGAUUUAUUAGGUUCUUCAAUCUUUCAGUCUCGGUGUAGAGCAUGUGCAGGUUAAGCAGUGUAAUGUGAAACUAGCUAAGACACUGCAGUUAGGAGAGCACUAUUGUUCAUUCAUCUUAAAGCACAUUCUAUUUCUAACAUUCGCAACAAGGAACGUGGCGGGAGUAAAGAACAACCUUCAAUGGUUGGCACUCCUGUUGUACCAGAAACGACAACGGUAGACGCAAACAAGGGAUCGCUAACUUUGGUUGAGAAGGAGAUUCCUUCUCUAGACAACAGCACUUUCUUUGAUGCAGUUUUUCCAGCGGAGGAAAUUUUAUUUGACGUUGCUUUAGGCCACGUUGUUGGGCGUGGGGCGAAGACAUCCACAAAUGACGCUGUAGUUGGUAAAACAUCUUCGUUAGUAGUGCCUCCUCGCAGGGCAGCCGGUCAACCUGCUCCUCCAAUUGCUUCGGCUGAAGAAAGUGGUGGUAACUUCGCUACUAUUGUGAUCGUAAUUCCCAACGAAGAGGAGAUUGUGCGACCAGCGUCUGCAACGUAUGUACGGAAUUUGCUGCGUGAGAGUAGUCCUUCCCGAAGUCCAGGGCGAAAUAGAACUCGGAGCAGUCCUGUUCGCAGUCCCUUGAUGUCGCCGAAGCGUGUGCGGAGUCCGAGACGAGGAGAGGGAGGCAUCAAUGGGGUAGGUGGG
Amoebophrya sp. A25 is the source of this 1620-nucleotide messenger RNA. NCBI's taxonomy places the organism in Eukaryota, Dinophyceae, Syndiniales, Amoebophryaceae. The record is from the annotation of a GenBank genome assembly.